Messenger RNA from Homalodisca vitripennis (glassy-winged sharpshooter), 4537 nucleotides. RefSeq lists its product as uncharacterized. The coding region runs from base 47 to 4420 and encodes 1457 amino acids. The record is from RefSeq and is a predicted model, not a curated record. The transcript has 29 exons. NCBI's taxonomy places the organism in Eukaryota, Metazoa, Arthropoda, Insecta, Hemiptera, Cicadellidae.
CCCUUGUGUUGUAUGUGUGCCUGUUUGCUUGUAUUAAUCCCGUCAUAUGCUUUUACACAAACAUAAUCAGCUGACCAAGAGAAUGUCACUGGAGGAUGUAGUGCUGAGGGUCAAGGUACCUCUGAGUCAACUGAGUGGAGAGUGUCACCUGCACUGUGACAGUCCAUCUCCUCAGCGUCACUCCUGGGGCACUCACACUCUCACUGUAGUCGACAGUCGGACACUCACUGUCACAUCUGUGUCUCCGUUAGUAGCUACUGUCGGGGUCACCGUCCAGUGGAAGCUGGUAGUACAUGGAAUAACAGCCCCGUUAGAUCUCUUCUGCUUCAUUUUGGAUUCAAAUAUGACAGUGGUAGAUAUCUUGCCCACCAACAGGGUCUCAGGGAACCCCCUGGCGUCCACCGUGGUCUGUCCCCCUUCUAUCCCUCUCUCUGACAAGCCACAGUUCCUUGGGGUGGCUUUCUCUCGAGCCGCGGUGGCUAACCUGUCUGCCAACAAUACAGUGAGAGCAUCAAGUCAAGCAGCACCACUGAUACCUCUCCAGGCAGACUUUGCAGAGGACUCGAGUGUUAUCCGGGUGGAGUUCAACCAGAACAUCGAAGGCCCCGCUGACUGCUCCCGAGUGUUCAGGUCCAGUACACAGAUUUUACUUGGAGGCGGUGUAAAAUGUGAGUACAUUGGCAACCGAAUAUAUAUAACCUUGGGGAGUGCAGCACAAAUACAUCCCCGAGACUUCUUGAGAUUCUCGGCCCCCACCAGUCUGAGACCAAGAGGAUCCUCUGUUCCUGCUUCAGUACAAGGUGAUGCAGUAAAGCUGGACUUUAGGAAGGGAGUUCCAGCACAUUACCAGGUGAUAGGUCCAGAGCAGCUUUGUCCGCCGAGUAUUAGCACUGUGGAGGUGGUACCCCUGACUGGACCUCCCCUGCUGUACAACUGGAGUCUGACUGUAACCGAGGCCUCUGCCACCGAGGCCACACAGAGACGCAAUCUGCUGGUGUGGCUCGGAGCUAGACAACUCAUCAGUGCGGCCCGACACGCCAGCGUUCAGUCUCUUCAGAUCAACACUAGUCUGUUGGUGCCCAACAUUAUCUACCACAUCCAGGUUGUGGGCUACAACACGAAAAGGUUUGUUGGACAAUCAUCACACCUGGACUUUCAGUUGGCUAGUCCCACCAGUCAUCCACCGGUCACCCUAGCCAUCCUUUGCUCGUCCACUGUAAGAGCUGACUCUCCUCUCAUGCUGGAGGCCAGAGUGUCCUCUGCCUGUGGUAACGUGUCUGUCAGUAACACUCAAUAUUUGUGGAAAGUGGAGAGCGAUACGCACAGAAUGACCUUGGAGCAGACCGGCCCCAGAGCCACUGUGCCCGCUGGGAGCCUGCGCGCACGGAGUGUGUACAAUAUCAGUUGUGUGCUGAGUCUCAGAUCUGUUGUGCUGGCCACGAAGCAGAUGCAGGUCUUGGUAGAGCAUGGAAGCAUACGCAUGGAGGUAGUCCCAACAGAGAUAUCACUGGGCACAGGGCACAGCCUACUGCUGGACAUAUCUUACUCCCUUCGUAACAUAGACUUCACCACACUUCAGUUCCAGUGGACGUGUGAGAGAGAAGAUGGGCUAACCUGCAUUGUUCCUGGAUCUGGCCAGAAUCUCUCCACCCGUUACAGCGCAGCCCUGUCCCAGCCCAGAUUAGUUUUACCGGCCGGGUCUCUCCCAGUUGGAAGGUACAGACUGACAGCAGCAACUAAACUGGUUAACACUACAUACUCAGCUUCUGCUGUGGUGCUAAUGAUGGCUGGCAACCCUCCUCUGGUACAUCUGUCACAUCCUUACCUCCCUCCCUCCCGGAACUCUAUGACUUUCCCAGCGACAGUCUCCGAUAUACACCAGGGCUGCCUGAUCACUUGGGAGACCCUGGGGUUGGUGGGCUACGAGACCUUCCCUGUAAGGCAAGUGCCAGGUCACCAAAGAGUGGUGCCUGUAGGUGUAAGCUCCACGAGGCAGGACAGUUCUCUGGUAGUACCAGUAACCACCUUCCGACCCAGUGCUCGCUACAGACUUCGACUCACUGCAGCUUGUUCUGCUGCGGACCUCGCGUACGCAGACGUCACUGUGUCUAUUGAUAGACCUCCACACAUUGCUGUGUUUCAGGUGAUUCCACUACAAGGUGUGGCUCUACAAACUCAGUUCAACUUCUCAACUGAGCGUAUUGCGAUGUCGACGUGUAGUUUCGGCUUCUAUCCACCUUCGGGCCAUCCUCUCUUCUUCUAUACCUCUGCCUACUCUUGUACAUCGCAAGCUAGCCUACCUGCCUACAGUAGGUCAAGCAGUGCGGUGAGGACUGUGGUACGAGUCUGCACCUCUCAGUCGUUGUGUACAAACUCCGAUGGUCCCUCAGUGCAGAUUUCCCCACCUCCCUCCAUCUCUCCCGCACAAGCAAGCGCUAUAUCUGAGCUGGCCUCAGUUGCGCUGAGGAAUGAUGAGUUACCGGAAGCCAUAACUCCAGCUUUCACUGCUCUCUCCUCUACCAGACAGCUUCUGGACAAAGCAGCGUACAAAACAAUCUCUGCCGCUGUGGAAGCAGCAAUCAUUGACAGAGUCAACCGGACCUCACAGAGGCUUAAGAAUGACCCUUCACAUAGACCUAGUGCUAUGAAACUUUUGGACAGUGUCACCAGACUGUUACCAUUGCUGCAGCUCAACGACUCGGCUCUCUCAAUAGUCGUAGCUCUCAGAGACAGGAUUGCCACAAUGCCUCAAACAGAGCGGCCGAGCCGGGAAUUAGUGAUGGAGCCGAGAACUGGAAGAACCAAACGCCAGCAAUCCUUGCCUUCUGACGUCCGGCCUGAGAACCCUGACACAGUGGGAGUGUGGCUGAGAACCUCGGAGACGGCCAUCCUUAGCUUCAGCCACAACAGAAGUGUGGAGGAAAGGAGAAGACUGGUCUAUUACCUGGACAACUACAUCGCUGGACUCUGCAGGGCUCUGGUCGACUCACAACCUGUCUUCCUGGGUACUCAAGUGGUGAGUCUAAGCGUACAAAAGCUUAAUGUCCAGGAGAACUUCAAAACCCCAUUGGCUCUUCCUCAGUGCUCUGGCGACUGUUCGAGCCCAUCAGCUAAGUUGACUCUGGAGAGAGCCUUUGCCAAUCAUUACAAGGCAGUAGAUAGUGUCUGUCUGUCUGGACUUCAGUUCCCUCACAGCUCACUGGACCCCGUGUUCGAGUCUCCUGCAGGAGCUGUGCCUCUCAGUGCUGUAUACAGACUGAAAGUGUUGGUGUACAAUCCUCCUCGUGUUGAAAUUCCCCUUGUUGGGCCCUUAGUGAAGAUUUCCAUCCCCCUGAAUAGUUCAUCAGUGCCUUCAAAUCAUGUUAUCAAGUGCCAUGUGGUUGAACAAGGAAUAUGGAUCUCAUCAAGCUGUGAAACCUCCGCUACUACAGUUGACAUCGCAGACUGUAGAUGUCCAGCUUAUUUAUACUACAGUGUGUUUGCACUCCAAGUAACAACUUCUUCAACAGUUUCUACCACUGUUGUAACCUCUACUCCCUUCACAACUACCACUACGCUACCAGAGACAAUGGUGCCAACUGACAACAUACCAGAGACAGUGGUGCCAACUGACAACAUACCAGAGACAGCAUCUCCUGAACAUCUUAGUACCGAGAGACAGGACUCCUCUACAGAUCCUGAUAACUCUACAACUGCACUGCCACUUCCUGUCAACAUUACUACACCUUCUAGUUCUUUUGCUAAAAAAGUAGCUUUCAGGAUUGAAGAGAAUUUUGACCGAACAGUUGGUAGGAACACGACAGAAUUUAGUCUGCUGGUAAAGUCACAAGUGGAACAGCAGCUUGGCCUGCCCGAGGAAAUCAUUCAGGACAUAUAUGUUUCUAGAGGUAGUAUCCAGGUGACCAUGACUCUGCAGAACACACAACGUCUGACUGUCGACGAAUGUGUAGUAGAGCUGAGUCAAGCACUGGGGGAGGGCCGACUCUCUAUUCGUGACUCAGAUAACCGACUCUUGGACGUUCCGAGGCAGCCCUUGCAAGUCUUUCGUCAACCCAAAUACCAGCAGAGUGGGCUGUCUGCAGUGUUUUUAGCCUCUGCCUGUCUCUGCGUGUCUGCUCUUGUGUUGCUGUAUGUUGCGGUGGUCACUGUCAUCACGAAACACUCCCAACAAAAAAAGGAAACCAGAAUUAAUCAGCGAAUGGCUGCUCAGUCCAGUCCAAGAUAUUUGUCUCUACCCUUUCCCUACAAUUUAGAUGGAAGUGGUCAAAGGAUGGAUAAACUGCCUCUGCGCAACGGUGAAGAGCUGGAUUCUGGAAUUUAUGACUCGGAUGGGGCUAGAAGAAACUUCGGAAAAGAAAGACAAACGGUGAUGAGGCCUCAAAUGUGCAGAACUGCGCAGAACACAUUCACAUCUACAUAAGUGUAACACUUGUAACAGUUCAGUCUUGACAGGAAGUGUACUGGUUUCUCGCCACUCAUAAUAACAACAAUUUUGUAUAUUUUAAACAGUUUUCACAUUAAAUGCACUAAAGUAUUA